AUGCACACGGCGGUGCUUGUUGAGGCUGGAGCGCUCAGCGAACGACUUGUCGCACUCCGUGCACGAGAAGGGCCUCAGACCUGUGUGGACGAGCAUGUGGCGCCGCAGAUCCCAGGACGCCACGAAGGCCUUGUCGCAGCUCUGGCACUUGUAGGGCCGCUCGCCGGAGUGGACGCGCUCGUGCACGGCCAGGUCGGCCGGCUGCCGGAACCGCUUGGAGCACUUAUCGCAGGGAUACGGCUUGAAGCCCAUGUGAGCGCGCUGGUGCCGGCGGAAGCUGGAGGGGUCGGAAAACAUCUUGCCACACUGCGGACAGAGGAAGGGCUUCUCACCAGAGUGUGUGCGGAGGUGGGACUGAAGUACGGCUUCUCUCCCGUGUGGGAGCGCUCGUGCACCUUCAGCUUGGACAGCGUGGGGUAG
This is a messenger RNA of Menidia menidia (Atlantic silverside), 420 nucleotides long. NCBI's taxonomy places the organism in Eukaryota, Metazoa, Chordata, Actinopteri, Atheriniformes, Atherinopsidae. The record is from the annotation of a GenBank genome assembly.